Sycon ciliatum is the source of this 2602-nucleotide messenger RNA. RefSeq names its product transcription initiation factor TFIID subunit 5-like. The record is from RefSeq and is a predicted model, not a curated record. Gene Ontology annotation, biological process: transcription initiation at RNA polymerase II promoter. Bases 38 to 1885 code for a protein of 615 amino acids. Gene Ontology annotation, molecular function: RNA polymerase II general transcription initiation factor activity; protein binding. Lineage: Eukaryota; Metazoa; Porifera; Calcarea; Leucosolenida; Sycettidae. Gene Ontology annotation, cellular component: transcription factor TFIID complex. The transcript has a single exon.
GCGAAUACGAUCAAAUUCAAAACAAUUUUCAUUUGAAAUGGCUAACACAGGGGAUGGGGUUGGUGGCGUGGACAUCUUGCAGUCUACGCAGUCCACCAACCCCGAUGUUCUGCUCUACGAGCAAAGCCUCUCGGGGCUCCAAUCAUUCGUUGCAAAGUCUCUGGAUAUGUAUCGAAGUGAACUCUCCUUGGUACUGUAUCCCACAUUUGUGUACAUGUAUUUGGAUUUGAUCAAAAUUGGCGAGGAGAAAGCCGCCCGAGCAUUCUUCGAAAAGCACAGGCGGAGCUUUGAGUCCUAUCAUGAUGAGGACUUGCGACGCUUAUCAACUCUUAAGGAGCGCUCUCAGUUGUCUAGCCACGACCUGGCAAUUACUCUACGGAGUGAGAAGUACGUCAUUGGCAUGGCGAGAGAUUCGUUUCAGUGCCUGGUACGCCAUUUGCAGGACAGUCAAAGCAAGCUUGUACUAAACCUGAUAAAUCAGUUCUUCUAUGUGGAUCUGAAUGAUGACUUGCCGCGUGAUCAACCCAAGAUCGCAAGUACCAUUGGAUCUCAACUAGGGGAAGCGCGUUCGAGUGCUAACCAAACAUCUUUGCUGUAUGGAAUGCCAAAAGAUACAGAGUUUAUUGCUGCAUUAAAUGAAGCAGAUGAUGAGGAUGCCACUGGUGAAGACGGCCGGCCGAAAAAGAAAAAGAAAAAGGAGUCUGCCUUCAGUAAUGCUAAGAAAGGAAAGCUAGCAGCUAACCCUCAUGCCCCACCGCCAACCCGCAUACCAGUUCCACUCCUAAAGGAGCGUGAGUUGGAAAAGAAGAGGGCAGCGGCACGAGAGCUGGUGCGUGCUGUACCACUGGAUGCCAAUCGGCUGCCUUCCCUUUGCUUUUUCACAUUGCUCAAUACCCACUCUGCUCUCGCCAGUCUUUCCGUCUCUGCCGACUCAACGUUGAUGGCUGCAGGCAUGUCAGACUCAACAGUGCGCUUGCACAGUCUAAAUGGCAGGAAGCUCCGUACAAUGAAAUCCUAUAAUGACUUAAAGCACCUGGACAGUACGGAAAUUGGUGUUCUGGACCGCAUUGCAGAUGAGCAGUCUGGCACCGAUUCGCGCUUGUUACUCGGACAUAGCGGACCAGUAUACUCGACGUCUUUUAGUCCGUUCAACAGCAUGCUACUUUCCUCGGCACAAGAUGGAACGAUACGGCUGUGGGACUUGAACACGUACACAACUGCAGUGAGCUUCCAUGGCCAUGUGUUGCCAGUGUGGGACGUUGACUUUGGGCCGACAGGGUACUACUUUGCGUCUGCAUCUCAGGAUCGCACAGCACGAUUGUGGGCAACUGAUCAGCCUUUGCCAUUGCGCAUAUUUGCGGAGCACGUGAGUGACGUUUCCUGUGUGCGCUUUCAUCCGAACGGAAAUUAUAUUGCAACAGGCUCGUACGAUCGUACCAUUCGCUUGUGGGAUGUUUUAACAGGCACAUGUGUACGACUACUGACGGGUCAGCAUGGUGCCAUAACGUCGCUGGCCUUCUCGCCGGACGGCCGAUUUCUGGCGAGCGGCGCAUUGAACGGAUCGGUGCGGCUGUGGGACCUGUCGAACGGCUCUAUUGUAACCACACUGCUGGGUCACACGGACAGUGUGACGUCUCUGGCGUUCAGUCACGAUUCUGGCCUUCUCUCCAGUGGGUCUCUUGACUGCACAGUGAGACUAUGGGACUCGCGUUCGCUGUUAGAAGAUGCUAAGGAGCCGGACUUCAGCUUCAACACCAGCGCCAAUGUCGGCUCAUCAACUGCACAGCGACAGGUAGCCUGCUAUCCCACCAAAACCACAUCAGUUCACAGUGUGCACUUCACAUACCGGAAUCUUUUGCUCGCUGCUGGUCCGUUUGUUCCCUAGUGUGACGACGGCGCUUGCUGUUCAGUAGUCUUACUCAGCUAUAUCUUGACAUUGUACUGGGUGACGUGGUGUUCCCACCAGGGUUUUAUACAUGCUAGUAUUCUGUUUUUAUUGUAGUUCCGGCUUAUCUCUAGACUCACGUCCUAUCGCAGUCUGUCCUGUUGUCGCUUGUUCUUAGUUUCUGUUCUGCUCUGUAGAUGCGGUGCAUGUGCUCUGGAGCCUCUGGUGUCACUUGUGUUUGCUCCUGCCCUGGACGCACCAGUCCGCAACCCCGGUAUGUUCUACUUCCACGACGAAAAGAAGUGUGCUCUGCUGUACCACGCAGGUAUCGUGCAUAGAUUAGUGCUGCUGUAUGCUGCUGCUGCUGGGUGCCAGUGCUAUGUAUUUACAUGCAACACGUGUCCUUGUGCUGUUGUGGUGUUACAGACUCCUGUCCUGUCUUGCACUCAGACUUCUCGGUGGGCACUGUCUUGGAUUUCACGUUAGUAAUUUGUCAUAGCCACUCUAGCGCUGCACCUCCACUAAUUACACGCUGCUUCUUUGGUAUUUGCGUGUUGUGGCUGUGCCUUAGGGCAGCCCUUUUUCCCUGUCCUGCAACAUUUGUUCCACAUGUACUCGUGCGCUGGCGCAUGUGUUUUUGUUCUUCCUUUCCUUCAUAUGAAUGUUGUUUCAAACUUGUUUGUUUUUAGGACUUCAUAAUGUACGUAGUUAAGUCAG